Messenger RNA from Boeremia exigua, 1463 nucleotides. RefSeq names its product major facilitator superfamily domain-containing protein. Gene Ontology annotation, biological process: transmembrane transport. NCBI's taxonomy places the organism in Eukaryota, Fungi, Ascomycota, Dothideomycetes, Pleosporales, Didymellaceae. Bases 1 to 1425 code for a protein of 474 amino acids. The transcript has a single exon. The record is from RefSeq and is a predicted model, not a curated record. Gene Ontology annotation, molecular function: transmembrane transporter activity. Gene Ontology annotation, cellular component: fungal-type vacuole membrane.
AUGAAGUUCCGCGCCCUCAUCCCCAGACAUCUCAACCCGUCCUGCGCAUCCCACUCGCUGCCCACCCACACCCACAUCCCCACGCCCGCAGACCCGCCCAGAACCGACUCCGUCCUCACCCCACCCCAACCCCCCCAAGACCCAGAAGCCCUCGACACCUGCGCGCCCCUCCCCCGCCCCCGCAUCUGGCCACACCUCCUCGCAACGCACCUCGUGAUCGCGACCUCCUUCGGCCUGAUCCAAGCCACCAGCACCCUGACCCCGAGCUACCCAGCCCGCCUGCACGCCUCCAGUACAGCGGUGUCGUGGAUCGCCAGCACGCCUGUGUUCCUCGCGUACGCGCUCGCCCCGGCAACGCCUUACAUUCUGCACUACAUAUGCCUUAACCAUCUGCUUCUCGUUGGUGCGGCGUGCCAGGUCGUCGGCCUCGUGGUCGCGGGGUGCACGCAUUCGUACGGGGUGACGCUGGUGUUUCAGGGCGUGCUGGUGGGCGUAGGGCACGGGGUGACGUUUGCGCCUGCGGUGGCGCGGCUGGCGAUGCUGGUAGGGGGUGUGAAGUGGAAGACGACGGUGCUGAGUUUGGCGGGGUGCGGGGCUGGGACGGGGGGGAUGGUGUUUGCGAGUCUUGCGCGGGGAGCGAUGGAGAGGCUGGGGGUGGCGAGGGUGUUGUGGGUUGCGGGUGGGGUAGUGGGUGUUAAUGCGGUGGUUGUCCAGGUGUUACUUCGCUGGGCUGGAGUUGAUGAGGAAAAGCUGGGUGAGGAUGUUGCUCAUGAAGAUGAAGUCUUGACCAGGAGCUGGGCUGUAUGGCAGCUGCUCAAGAACCGGACUCUGGUUCUUUAUACUAUCGCCAUUUUUUUCACCUUUGUCGGCCUCUGGAUACCUUAUUUUGAUGUCCGGACUUUUGCCGUUGAUGCCCUGGACAUGGACUCUUUCGACUGCUUCGCGGUGCUGAUGAUACUCAACACGUCAGGCAUCCCCGGCCGUAUCGUCCCAGCUCUGUUGGCUGACAGUGUACUCGGUACAAUCAACACCUACAUCUUAGUGUUGCUAUCAACAAGUACUGUGUUACUAUGUUGGCCACUGGUCAAAAGCGGAGCAGGCAUGUUUGUUUGGGCUGGAUCCUACGGGUUUUUCUCUGGUGGAACUGCAACGCUGGUUCAAGCUGGAGUCCUGAGCCUCUGCGACGAUAAGAGGAGGAUUGGGUUGCAUAUCGGCAUUGUAUUUGGAGCCGCUGGAGCUGCCAGUUUGGUAAUUACCCCUGUGGGCGGGGAGCUUAUCAAGUCCGGAGCUCAACUGCUCGAAUCGGGUAUGGAGCCGUUCCUGCUUCUGCAACUAUGUACUGGAGGCGCUAUGCUUCUAGGCUGUGCUGCAUUGAUUGCUGCACGAGCUGCGAGGAUCGGGUGGGCAGCGGCUGUGAGGAUUUGAGACUGCGGAGACAAAGAUAUCAGGGAUCGUUAGCGGGU